AUGGAGCCCGGGACCGAGAUCCAGCCACCGAGCCAAGAGGAACAGGUCGUGAAAGACCUAAUGACACAGGACUACUCUCAGGCCGACAGGACAGCAUCGCAGAGGCCGGUGCUCGAGAGCAAACUGGCAGACGAACUGCGGCUGCGUCGCUUCACCGAGGACGUGCUGGACGCGCGACAGGAAGAACUUGAGCAUCAAGAGGCGGAGAACAAGAAGCUAUCAAAGAAGAUGGACUCGCUGCAGAAAGAGCUCGCAGAGGCCCAACGGGAGCUCAUCGAGGCGCGCAACCAGACCAAGGCCAAGGCGAAGCAGCUACAGGACGCCAAGGACCACAUAUUCCAUCUCCAGCCGAGACGCAAGGACAUUACCGAGUCGGAGGCGCAGGAGGCCUACAAGAAGCUCUGCGGAAACGUGCAGCGAUGGGUCGAGAACCGGCUGCAGCCCGUCCUGGACGAGUUGGAGUCGGGGCGCCUGAGGGGACGGCCGGUGGGCGCGCCCGCGGCACGGUUCGCUGCGCUUAUCCGGGAGCCAGCCAGGCGCUGCCUGGGCGCACAUCAAUCCGACGAGCACCAUGUCAUUGCCGUCAUCAUGUACUACAUCUGGCUGGCCUUGUUUGCCAAGCCCUUUUACUGUCCGUUGGACGGCUCCGACGACGAUGCCACCAUCACGUGGAUCGACGAGCUGGAGACCACAAUGUCAAAGUUGCCACGGGAUGCCGCCCACUGCCGCGAGUGGAGGAGCGAGACGCUCUCAGCAUUGACGAGCCAGCCGCUGUUCAAGUCCCGGCGAGCGGCGUACAUUGGUCUCGUAUCCGAAGAUCUCGCCUCUCUCCUGUCCAUUGUGGUACCCAGGGCGUCGCACGGCGACCUGCAAAGCUCCGUUCGCAGAACCAUAGUCGAGCCGGCGGCCGACUUUGCACACAAGCUGCAGCUGGCGUCGAGCAUUUUUUCUCUCAAGUGGCCGGCUCGCAACGCCAGCUCGAGGCUCGAGGUGUACGAAUGCAUCAACCUGGCGAGUGGCGGUCUCGUGCUCGACCUCGGCAGCAGCACAUCGGCGCGGCAGAAAGUCACGUAUCUUUUCGACGUGGCCCCGGGGCUCUUUGUCGAGAGGGUCGAUGUGGGCAAGAAGGCGCCGUUGAAAGCUAUCUACAGGCCCAACGUCCUGGUCUACGUCGGGGAUGGAGAGGUUCCUCAGAGGCCAACGCUCAUGAGAUGGCUGUGCGACAACACAAACGGAUCCGCCCGCGAUCCGCUACCGAGGACCGCCAUGCCAAGGAGUAAGACCCUUUCCUCCAUCCGCUCCUCCAAGCUCUGA
Hirsutella rhossiliensis is the source of this 1314-nucleotide messenger RNA. RefSeq lists its product as uncharacterized. The record is from RefSeq and is a predicted model, not a curated record. The transcript has 2 exons. Bases 1 to 1314 code for a protein of 437 amino acids. NCBI's taxonomy places the organism in Eukaryota, Fungi, Ascomycota, Sordariomycetes, Hypocreales, Ophiocordycipitaceae.